GGGGGCACGCUGAACAGCGACACUUCCGCAAACUGUAAUUUUAUACGUUUGACAUCUAAAAUGGGCCUUCAGUGCGCCACCUCAAUCCCACAUCACAUGGGGCGCUCGUUCCUCGAUGUCUCGUACAUUUUGUAGAUCAGCGGCAAGAAAUGGUUGCUCAGUAAAAGCCUGUGUAUGCAAACUACCUUAAGGGACUCGAAGCUGGGAGACAAUUAUCAAACCACGGAUUUCAUCCAAAAAGCAUUCUCCGGAAUCUUGACGGCCGUAUUAUCAGACGUUACCUAACGAGAAAGCUGACCAGAAAGCUAAAUAAAAGUACGAAAGGACAUCAAAAUACGAUCUAAAAAACCCAGCCGUGUUAGCUUGAUGUAGCUAAGGAAGCUUUUUUGUUGUUUAUUAGUUGCUAGCUAGCCGCGUGUAUCAUUAAUAUCUGAAGCUAGUCAGUUUAAGUUGCAUUGUUUUGGCUUGAUAUUUUAUCCAGCCAGUAAGUAAUCACGGGCAGUUGGGAGACUAUUCCAACAACUACGUACAAACUGUCUAGUUAGUCUGUUAUAUUAGCUGGUCAACAUCAGCUGCCAUCCAGCAAGCGAGUUAUAGCUACGUUAGUUUCAAGCUGGUGAAGUAACGAAUGUAUGGACAAAGCUAGCUUGCUAAGUAGCUAGCAACCUAGCUAGAUCGAUAUCAGAUCCGAGGAGAAAUCAGGAUUGCUAGCUAGCUGAAUACCUUCUGGUGAAGAAAGGAAUCAGUCUGGUCUUCGUUUACCGUGACAGAUCGCAAAACCGAACAGAACAGCAAAGGGGACGAAAUCUUGAUUGCAUUCCCAGAUUCCUUCUCUUUUUGAGGAAACGAAACAAAGGAGAAAUUCAUUUUCAGAAGCGUACAUGAUCUUGGUCACAAAGGAAUAGCUACACAAUAAGAAACUGACAUGAUGUUUCCACAAUCCAGACACUCGGCUUCAUCCCAGUCAUCGCAACAGUUGAAGUUCACGACCUCCGACUCCUGCGAUCGAAUCAAAGAUGAGUUCCAGUUUCUCCAAGCACAGUACCACAGUCUGAAGCUGGAAUGUGACAAGCUCGCUAGCGAGAAGUCCGAAAUGCAGCGGCACUAUAUUAUGUACUAUGAAAUGUCAUAUGGGCUGAACAUUGAAAUGCACAAACAGGCGGAGAUUGUGAAGAGAUUAAACGCGAUCUGCGCUCAGGUGCUUCCAUACCUGUCACAAGAGCACCAGCAGCAGGUCCUGGGGGCCAUAGAGCGAGCCAAGCAGGUCACUCCCCCGGAGAUGAACUCCAUCAUUCGGCAGCAGCUCCAGGCUCAUCAGCUGUCCCAGCUGCAGGGAUUGGCCCUGCCCAUGACGCCCCUCCCCCUGGGCCUGACCCCACCCACCCUGCCAGCUGUCACCUCCAGCUCUGGCCUCUUCUCCCUCUCCAGCAUCCUGGCCUCUCAGGCCCACCUGGCCAAGGAGGAGAAGGCCACCCGCGAGGCGGGGGACAGCCACCGCGACGAGGAUGGGGACAAGUCUGACUAACCGUCUCGUUUGGGGAGGGGGGGGGGUCACACUUUCACUGCUCUCUCAACCUGCUACCCACCUCCCCGCUCUCUCUUUCUUUGUUCUCCUCUGCUCCUCUGUCAUCUCCACAACAGCCCACUCCUUUUCAUUUUUGUAAUUUUUUCAUGCUUGGCAUUUUUUCCUUUUUUUGGCAAAAUAGUUUUUAAUCGUUCAUAUCAGUGUAUUUAAUCAUUAUUUCAUUUCCUGCUUCCAGUUUGGCUUUCCCCCCUUUCUGCUUCCUCCUUCACUUGGUUCACUUUCUCUCCCCAGUACCCACUGAUAAAAUGCCACUCCCCCCAGAACAUACAGCUCUGCAUCUCCCCUGCACCAUCUUUCAUGUUGCUUUCCUCACGAUUCACGUGAGAAUGCCCCUGGUCCUUCUAUAUAUCUGUGCAAAUUAUGGAUGCCCUGCCCUGAAAGUCCAGCUCCUCCAAACAGGAGGAACCCCCAAUGCUGGAGCUCUGUGUGAUUAGAACCCAGAGUAGGUUAGUCACCCGCAGGGCGAUGAUGUAUUGGAUUUUGGUUAAAUUCACAGAGAGAUGAGAUCAAUUGUGGUCAAGCACUGUUCCCUGUUACUGGUGUCAUCUGAUCUGCACAGCAUCCUGGUACCUCAUCAGUGCGCCCGCUUAUCCAACGAGACCUGUGCUCUACAGGUCAUAGUUCCCUUAAACAAAAAACCAUUCAGGCUCGCUCACAGCCGAAGAAUAAAAAACCAUAAGUAGAAACUGGGGGAAAUAAAAUUAAAGGAUGUUAUGAUUAUGGAAUACAAAUGUGGUAAAAGUGUGGGUGAACUAAAGAAUUUUUAGUUUCUUUCCUUCUGUUAAAAGAAACACCCUUGCCACACCUCUGUCUUCUCUUUCACUGUAUGCGUUUGUGCACACAUGUGUGCCUGUGUAAUAGGACCAGACCCUUAUAAGUUACUGAUUGGCUCAGUCAUCCAUCGACGCUCUGUUUUCAUUGGUACAGCCUGAGGAUGAACUGUGUGGGUCAGUGCUGUGGUGGUUGGACAUGCUUAUAGGGUGUCUGUGUUUGGGGCACGGUGUGGUUCUGUGCUCAGAAUCAGAGGCCAUAUUAAUAUUCAGAGCCCUAGCUCCGUCUUUACAGUAACUGUAACUGUGACUGUAAAGUAUAACGUUAUGUGUCAGUGUCAUGACAAACCCAGUCUUUAAUAUGAGGUUUCUUACAUCUGAUCGAAACAAUCCAAAACAAUACUAAAAGGAGACAUCUUGUUUGUGUUUGCUUAAAGGAGGUUUUGUUCUGUGGCAGCAGAGGGUAGAAAGCACUCUGGGAGCCAGAUAUGUCGUCAGCUCUAGCCCCUCUUUGAUAAAAAAUGACCAUCUUAUUCAGAGACAGGUUGACUGUUAUUUCCUCCCAUAAAUGCCGACUCAUUCCAGAACCAAUCAGAAAAAAACAAACAUUAAGUACAUAAGUGUGAAGGUACAUACAUAAUAAUUUAUCUUACCAUUGUCUUAUAGUUAUAAAAGGAGUCAAUUGGUAUAGGAUGGAUUGGCCUGUCCAUUUUACAUAUAGAAAAGUACAAGUUCCUCUGUACAGUGUAAAGAUAACAUAGAGAAUAGCACAUUGAUCGCAGGGUUAGUAACGCUUGACCUUCAGAUUUAUUCCUUAGCGGAAUCAGGACCUUGGCUUAUAUCUUGGGGGUGUGAUGUCAUGUGUCAACUUUGGAAUGUAGUAGGUCACACUGUGUGCUUGUAGGACUAGAGGAGUCUCUGAAUUAUCUGUCUAGUCAUUCAAAGCAAUUGGCCACAGUCAUGCUACAUGUGUGUGCAUAUCUAUGUGUGCACAAACAUGUACGAGUGUGUACUCGGUAUCUGCCUGUCUGUGUGUCAUUUCCUUUUGAGCUGUGAGUGCAAGCAGUGACGCCCCAGCACAUCUGUAAGCGAAGAGCCAUCCAAUAUUUCACACUGCGGCACUCAUUUCUUGCAUGGAAGCCCGUUCAUUUUUAAUGUCAAAGUGACAUUUUGAUUUGUUUUUACGAUUUUCUGUAUGUUGCUUCUGUGUUGUUCAAAGCACUUGACGCCGAAGCGUUUCCUUUAGGAAUGGGAAAGGAAUUACAGGAUUGAGACCUAUAAAUGGUAUGUGAAGGGCCAAUUUAUAUAUAUAUAAAUAUAAAUAUAAAUGUAUAUCUAUAUACAUAUAAUUUUUUAACAUUUUUGUAUGUGUAAAGCUGCAUCUCUUCUGUCUGUCCUGGAAAAUUUUGGUGUAGUGUACUAAAGUUCUGCCAUGCCAUGUCUGAGAAUGGCAGCGCUAUGGAAUAUUCCCUCCCCCCUUGCCCACCCCCAUGCCAAUAAUAUGAAGCAUUGCACCCUUUUGGAGCCCUGUAAAGGUCAUUUAUAAAUUCUUAUUUUGUGUUGUAUGUAAAACCUUUUAAGUGUGUACUUGGCAAAAAUGUAUGUCGUUUGUGUUAUGAAAACCAAUAUUAAAGCUUCGUUUUAAAAAGAGAGAGGAAAAAAAAACUUAAAGUUAAAAACUUACUAUAAAUGAAUGAAAGGU
Molecule: messenger RNA, 4057 nt
Organism: Megalops cyprinoides (Indo-Pacific tarpon)
Lineage: Eukaryota; Metazoa; Chordata; Actinopteri; Elopiformes; Megalopidae
Product: TLE family member 5-like
Exons: 7
Coding region: 926-1525 (199 amino acids)
Biological process (GO): negative regulation of canonical Wnt signaling pathway; regulation of DNA-templated transcription
Cellular component (GO): transcription regulator complex; nucleus
Molecular function (GO): protein binding; transcription corepressor activity
Source: RefSeq, a predicted model, not a curated record